Molecule: messenger RNA, 1461 nt
Organism: Penicillium samsonianum
Lineage: Eukaryota; Fungi; Ascomycota; Eurotiomycetes; Eurotiales; Aspergillaceae
Product: Glucose-methanol-choline oxidoreductase N-terminal
Exons: 9
Coding region: 1-1461 (486 amino acids)
Molecular function (GO): oxidoreductase activity, acting on CH-OH group of donors; flavin adenine dinucleotide binding
Source: RefSeq, a predicted model, not a curated record
AUGGCGAGUCAAGAUAUCACUACAGACCUUCUCAUCGUUGGGUCAGGUCCUGUAGGGGCCACCUACGCGAGAAAGAUUAUGGACCUGAGUGCCAAUUCCCAGAAAAAGCCUAAGAUUACCAUGGUGACGUUGCAGGACGGAUUUGAUCCUUCCCUCGCAGCCCCCUCGAUAGCAGCUCCCUUGACAUGUGGAGCACCCGAGCCGCACCAAGCUGAGCUACCAGACAAAUACAGACCUGAAGACUGGAACAGCCUUAUGAAAGAGGCCAAAGACUUGAUCAAUGUCAACAACACUGCCUUCGACGAGACGUCUCUCCGCCAAGCAAUUGUGAAGGAGACACUGGCAAAGUCCUUCGAAGGCAGACAAGUUGAAUCCCUCCCACUUGCCUGCAAAAAGGAUGCUACCAAUGGCUCGGUUAGCUGGUCAUCAGUUUCCACCAUCCUCGGCGAUCUAAUCGAUCCCAAGUCUUCGACGGCUCAGCAAUUCCAGCUGCUGUACAGUCACCUGUGCACGAAACUGGUCUUCCAAGACCCUUCGAACAAGGACAACAAUCAGAUUGCUCAUGCGAUUGUCAAAGACCUCGCGCAACGCACGGAAAAGAAAAUCACCGCGCGUUACUAUGUCAUUUGUGGGGGUGGCAUCCAUACUCCCCAAUUGCUUUUCAACUCCGGUUGCGAGCAAUCCAGUUCGAGCGACCGUUUGCCUGCCUUGGGCCGUUACGCAAUGAGGCGGACACCGAUAUUAUGUCAAGUAAUCCUUAAAAAGGACUUGGUUAAUGCCGUACCGAAAGCCAACAGCGAGGUCUGGCAGGGCUUGAUCAAUGAACACAAACGGAAGCAUCCAGAGGAUACCAUUCCGAUUCCCAAAAGUGACCCCGAACCACAGGUUGCCUUGCCCUUCUCUGAGAAGAAACCGUGGUACACUGAGAUUCACCGUGACCCUGCUUUAGCCGUCUCCGAGGAGAAACCGCCGUCCACUAUGUUUGGUGGCAACCCUGCUUUUGGGAGCAAACCUAGUAGUGCCGUGGACCAACGGGUGGUCCUUCAUCUUCAGUCUUUUGGAUACAGCACACCUAACGCAGCAGAUUGUUUUGAGUUCAAAACCGGUAUUGCGGAUAUGUGGGGUAUGCCCAUGUACGAGGCUAGAUUUGAGCAAAACACAGAGGAUAACGAAAGAUGGCGUAAUAUGAUGAACGAUAUGACGCAAGUUGCUUCGAGUCUGGGAAGUUAUAUGCCAGGUGCAGAGCCGCAGUUUGGGGGGUUUGGACAACGCCCCGGAUGGACAUGUUCGACCAAGGAUGACUCGUGCGUGGAUGCGAACUUUUGCGUUCAUAAUUCGACGAACUUGUAUCUUGGUGGAAACAGUGUGAUCCCUACAGGCAUCGCAGGCAACCCGAUGUUGACUACGAUUGGCUUUGCGAUCAAAGGUGCAUCGGACCUUUACAAGAAGAUGGUGAAUUAA